This is a messenger RNA of Cannabis sativa, 1880 nucleotides long. RefSeq lists its product as uncharacterized. The record is from RefSeq and is a predicted model, not a curated record. The coding region runs from base 105 to 1880 and encodes 591 amino acids. Lineage: Eukaryota; Viridiplantae; Streptophyta; Magnoliopsida; Rosales; Cannabaceae. The transcript is spliced from 3 exons.
CUCUUUAUUUUAUUUUUGUAGGUAUACUACAACUUUGGUUUUGAUUGAUCUUUGGUGUUUGAAGAACGCAAAGCAACUUUAUUGGAUUAGUUAGAAACUUCAGAAUGGAUAGAGAUUGGAUGAGUGCAGAUAGGUUGUCAAUGAAAUAUAGGGAAGGUGUUGAUCUGUUUUUGGAGUUUGCUGAGAAGAAGGCUUCUAAUCCUAAUUUUGUUCAUUGUCCGUGCAUGAAAUGUGGCAACAUGGAGCGUAUGAAAAUUUUUAAGAUUAAAGAACAUUUGUUUAGGAACGGUAUAGACAAAAGCUAUAAAAUUUGGUAUCACCAUGGGGAAAAAAUUAGAACUUCAGAUGAGGGACCUUCCAAGUCUAGGAAGGAGAAGUGCGUUAAUUUGGAUUACGGAGAUGAUCACAUUGCAAAAAUGAUUGAUGAUGCACAAUUUGAAUCCAAUACAGCUGAUCCAGUGAAAUUUAAAUCCCUUUUAGAAGAUGCUGAAAAACCUAUUUACCCUAAUUGUAAUAGGUUUACUAAGUUAUCGUCACUUAUUAGAUUGUACAAUCUGAAAGCCAAAUAUGGGUGGAGCGAUAAGAGUUUUACGGAGUUACUAGCCUUUUUAGGAGAUUUGUUACCUGAAGGUAAUGAAAUGCCUUUGUCUUUCUAUGAGGCAAAGAAGACAUUGUGUUCAUUAGGCAUGCAAUAUGAAAAGAUACAUGCAUGUCCUAACGAUUGCAUCCUCUAUCGAAAUAGAUUUGAAAAUGAAACGUUGUGUCCGACGUGCGGUGAGUCUAGGUGGCAAAAGAAGAAGAAUUCUGAUGAGGUAAAGGUUGGUAUACCUGCAAAGGUAUUAUGGUACUUACCACCCAUACCUCGUUUGGUUCGGUUCUUUCAAAAUGUCGAUAUUUCUAAAAACUUAACCUGGCAUGCCAACGAUAGGGUGAAAGAUGGUAUGAUGAGACAUCCAGCCGAUUCACCUGCUUGGAAAGCAAUUGAUGCUAGAUGGCCUGACUUUGGCAAUGAACCUAGGAAUAUUCGUCUUGGUCUUUCUGCAGACGGUAUUAAUCCACAUACUAAUCUUAGCAGUAAGUACAGUUGCUGGCCAGUUUUGCUUGUAAUGUAUAAUUUGCCGCCCUGGUUGGUAAUGAAGAGGAAGUUCACUAUGCUGACACUGUUGAUAUCAGGCCCUUCAUAUCCUGGUAACAAUAUUGAUGUUUACUUAGCUCCUCUUGUUGAAGAUCUAAGUCAACUGUGGUGUGAUGGUGUUAGUGCUUAUGAUGCCCAUAGGAAUGAAAAUUUCAAUCUUAGAGCAAUAUUAAUGUGGACAAUUAAUGAUUUUCCUGCCUUUGGCAAUCUUUCUGGUUAUAGUGUGAAAGGGUAUAAGGCAUGUCCUAUAUGCGAGGAUAAAACUUGUUCUCAAUAUUUAAAACACUCGAGAAAGAUUAGCUAUAUGGGACAUCGAAGAUUUUUGCCUUCUAACCAUGUAUUUCGAACUUGGAAAAAAGCAUUCGACGGGAAGCAAGAAUUUGAAGUGGCUCCGCCACCUUUACUUGGAGAACAAUUAGUAGUAAAGUUGAAACUCAAGUUUGUCAAUGGAAAACUUCCUCCUCCGGAUGAAGAUGAUGAAGAUUUUGAGCUUUGGAAUCGUUGCAAUAGCACUGUUAUUUCAUGGAUUCUUCAUGCAAUCUCUAAUGAAAUAGCUGGAAGUGUCAUGUACAUGGAUGAUGCUACACAGAUCUGGUUGAAUCUUGAGGAAGGAUUCAAUCAAAAGAAUACUCCUCGAGUUUUUAAAGCUAUUCGAACAAAACAGUCUAUUGCACAAGGAUCCAAUAGUGUUACCAGCAACUGCACUAGACUCAAAUCUCUUUGGGAUCUAAUCCAAGAGUAUUGA